Molecule: messenger RNA, 804 nt
Organism: Drosophila ficusphila
Lineage: Eukaryota; Metazoa; Arthropoda; Insecta; Diptera; Drosophilidae
Gene: PGRP-SA
Product: peptidoglycan-recognition protein SA
Exons: 3
Coding region: 42-647 (201 amino acids)
Biological process (GO): peptidoglycan catabolic process; innate immune response
Molecular function (GO): zinc ion binding; peptidoglycan binding; N-acetylmuramoyl-L-alanine amidase activity
Source: RefSeq, a predicted model, not a curated record
CCGGAGAGCAGUUCUCCUCCGACAUUAGAUCUGCUCAGAUCAUGUGCUCCGCUCGCUUUGUUUCUCAAGUUCUGCUCCUUCUGCUCCUGGUGGCCACAUUGGCCGCCGUGUCCGCCGGAAAGCCGCGGAAUCGAGCGGACAACUGCCCGACCAUCAAGCUGAAGCGCCAGUGGGGCGGCAAGCCCUCCCUGGGGCUCCACUACCAGGUCCGCCCCAUCCGCUUCGUGGUUAUCCACCACACGGUCACCGGCGAGUGCAGCGGACUGCUCAAGUGCGCCGAGAUUCUUCAGAACAUGCAGAGCUACCAUCAGCACGAGCUGAACUACAAUGACAUCAGCUACAACUUCCUAAUUGGCAGUGAUGGCAUUGUGUACGAGGGAACUGGAUGGGGACUGCGAGGAGCUCACACCUAUGGGUACAAUGGCAAUGGCACAGGCAUAGCCUUUAUCGGGAGCUUUGUGGAUAAACUUCCAACAGAGGCGGCGCUGCAGGCUGCCAAGGAUCUUCUGUCCUGCGGAGUGCAUCAGGGCGAAUUGAGUGAGGACUACGCCCUGAUCGCCGGAUCCCAGGUGAUUAGCACCCAGAGUCCUGGGUUGACGCUGUAUAACGAGAUCCAAGAGUGGCCGCACUGGCUUUCGAAUCCCUGAAUUGGCACCCAAACCUGUUAAACGCGUCGAUUAAUUGAUAGGUCACCUCAAAAUACAAUAUUUUAAUGCAGCUUUAAAAUAUAAUUGUGAAUUAAAUAAUAACAAACCUAUAAAACGGACUGUACUAACUAUUAAAUAAAAAGUAAAUAUAAAAUAU